AUGGGCUUGCCUUCGCUUUUAUUCUCAUCAAUCAGAAUCCCCAUGGACAGGACGGAUGAGUAUCUAAAACACAUAGACACCAGCUCCCAGGUUCCUCUCCAAUCAUCCGAAAAAACAUUCUACGAUGCAAUCAUCACCAAAAUAGAGCACAUCAGCAAAAGGCUUGCAAAGUCGUUGUCCUACAAAGAGCUUCUUGCAGUUGAGGAGCAGUUUUUGUCUCUGGCAUCAGAAUCACAGCAGACAAUCGAUUCCAUCUCGUUACAGGGCUCAAACGACCUUGUUCUUCACUUUGAAGGCAUAAAGAAGAUCAUCUGCAUGAAUCUAAAGGCACUUGAAGACAGGAUUGCAAAGCUCAAGGACAAAAAGAUGGGCAUGUCUGUGGACCUUGAUCCUGAAAGGCCGCAAACAUUCAAACAAAUCGACCAGGUACAGGCAAUGGAAGAAGAAAACAAAAGGCUGGUUGAAAAAUACAGCAUUGAGGGAUACAGGCUCACAAGGCAAAGGCUGCUUGAGGUUGAAGCUCUGCAAGACACAAUAUUCCAGCAUCUAGUCCUACAGGAUGAAAGAAUAGAUGGCAUCGUGGACAUUGCAUCAAGGGCCGGUAAGUGCGUUUCAAAAGGGAAUGAUGCGCUGGAUAGAGUUGGCGAGUCUGGAAAGCUCUUUCGCAGGUUAUUGUUUAUUCUACUGCUUUGCAUGUCGUUCAUCUUGGUUUUCCUUCACUACUACUACAGAUAA
Ordospora pajunii is the source of this 735-nucleotide messenger RNA. RefSeq lists its product as uncharacterized. Gene Ontology annotation, cellular component: SNARE complex; endoplasmic reticulum. Lineage: Eukaryota; Fungi; Microsporidia; Ordosporidae. Bases 1 to 735 code for a protein of 244 amino acids. The record is from RefSeq and is a predicted model, not a curated record. Gene Ontology annotation, biological process: retrograde vesicle-mediated transport, Golgi to endoplasmic reticulum. The transcript has a single exon.